AUGGAUAUGUGGAACAAUAUAAGAAGAAUAAUUCAAUUAUAUGACGAUGAGGAGGACAAUGAGAGUGUCUUAAUAUUUGCUACUCUUUUAGAAGAGCAGAACUUCUAUCAAAAGAGGCGUUGUAGGGAUUCCAUUUUACAAGGGGAAACAUAUGUUAUGGAGAUUUUAAACGGCCAUAGAGAAAGACGUUAUGAAAAUUUUAGGAUGUACCCUGAAGUUUUCAGAACAUUGUGUAGUACCCUGAAAGGUAUAGGGCUGAAGGAUUCUAAAUUUUUAACUGUUUAUGAACAAGUGGCAAUCUUUUUGCUCACUUUAUCUUAUAAUCAAAGGAAUCGUGUUGUAGCAGAGAGAUUUCAACACUCCACUGAAACCAUUUCUAGACACUUCCAUGAUGUGUUGCAUGCAGUAUGUCAGUUGGGCACCCAUAUCAUUGCCCCUCCUAAUUUUUCUGUGAUUCGGAAUAAGAUUAGAGAGUCUUCUAGGUUUUACCCUUACUUCAGGCAUUGUGUGGGAGCUAUAGAUGGAACCCACAUUCCUGCAACUCUGCCAGCAAGUACACAACUUCUAUUUCGUGGUAGAAAGGGUUAUACUACACAAAAUGUAAUGGCUGUAUGUGACUUUGACAUGAGGUUCACAUAUGUGCUAGCUGGGUGGGAAGACUCAGCUAAUGAUUCGAGAAUCCUAAAUGAGUGUACUGAAAAUGAGGCAAUGAACUUUUCAGCUCCAUCAGCAGGUAAGUAUUAUUUGGUGGACUCAGGGUAUGCCAAAAAGCCUGGUUAUUUGGCCCCAUUUCGAGGUCAUACUUACCACUUUCAGGAAUACCGUAGGACUAGACAACCUCGUGGUCGGGAAGAAGUGUUCAAUCAUAGGCAUUCAUCUUUGAGAAAUAUAAUUGAGCGAUGCUUUGGGUUAUUGAAGAUGAGAUUCGCUAUUUUGAGGCAUCAGCCUGAUGACAUAUUUGAUGGUAAUGAUCCUCCUCAAAGUGAUGGUGAAGAUGAUGAGAUUGUUGAGCAUGUGCCUUCGGCUCAGCUUCGAGAAAUGGAUCAUUUGCGUAAUACUAUUGCUGAUCAAAUUUGGAAUUCUCUUCAGCACUCUUGA
Messenger RNA from Cornus florida, 1098 nucleotides. RefSeq names its product protein ALP1-like. The transcript has 3 exons. Lineage: Eukaryota; Viridiplantae; Streptophyta; Magnoliopsida; Cornales; Cornaceae. The coding region runs from base 1 to 1098 and encodes 365 amino acids. The record is from RefSeq and is a predicted model, not a curated record.